UCCCAGGUACGCGGCGAGGAGCGCGGGUGCCGCCUGCCCUGCGAGUGCCGCGCGGAGCCGCCUGCCUGCGCGCCUGGCGUGCCCUCAGUGUUGGACGGCUGCUCCUGCUGUCUGACCUGUGCCCGGCAGCGGGGGGAGAGCUGCUCCGAAGCGACGCCCUGCGACGAGAGCGCCGGCCUUUACUGCGACCGCCAGGCAGGGACGGAGGGCGGCCCCGGCGUCUGUAUGGACCUUGAAGGAGACAACUGUGUUUUUGAUGGGAUUAUUUAUCGAAGUGGUGAGACAUUCCAGCCCAACUGUAAAUACCACUGUACCUGCAGGGAUGGACAGAUCAGCUGUGUGCCCCUCUGCAAUGUUGAUUUGUUGCUUCUUAGCCCUGAAUGCCCCUUCCCAAGGAAAAUAGAAGUUCCCAACGAAUGCUGUGAACAAUGGUCAUGUGACCCUAAAGAAGAUGACACUGGAGGCUUUGCAACAGCAGCAUUCAAACAGGAAGCUACCUUGGGGAUUGAAGCAUCUGACUCAAGUUUUAACUGCAUCGAGCAGACAACAGAAUGGAGCGCGUGUUCCACCAGUUGUGGAAGGGGUGUCUCCACCAGAGUCACCAACAAGAACCCAAUGUGCAAGAUGGUGAAAGAGAUCAGGCUAUGCGAAGUGCGGCCCUGUGAAAAAAAUCAACUAACUGAUAAGAAGGGGAAGAAAUGUCUCCGAACUAUAAAGGCUCACACAGCUGUCCAUCUGGAAUACAAGAACUGCACCAGCAUCCAGAUGUAUAAACCCCGAUACUGUGGCAUCUGCGGUGAUGGACGGUGCUGCACUCCACACACGACCAGAACAAUCCAGGUGGAAUUCCGUUGUCCUCGAGGCAACACUAUCAAACACCCUGUGAUGUCCAUUUCUACUUGUGUGUGUCACAGCAACUGUCCUCAGAAUAGCAAUGCUUUUGUUCGAAAGCUCAGUUGAAUGAGCCGCUCAAAAAUGAGACUAGCCUUGCAACACUUUAACAACAUUUAUCUUCUUUUUUGGGAGGGAGGCAGAAUCAGACGCUUUGCUUCCAGAUCCAGUCUAUCCAUCAUUUCAUUUCUAGGUAACCCAUUUCGGUUCCUGUGGAAUUUUUUGCAAUCAUGCUUGCUUCAAACAAUGUUGCCUCAUUAAAAUAUUGUCACUUGCGGGGAAUGCAGUUUUUCUUUCUAAGCAGCUUCUCCCUCCUUGGCUACAUGUAUUAGCAUGCCACAAAUCAUAUUUCUGCAUUGUCCUCCCUGGACCAACUGUUUAAACUUGAUGGGCAAGA
This is a messenger RNA of Candoia aspera, 1288 nucleotides long. It is a transcript of the gene CCN3, whose product is annotated as cellular communication network factor 3. The coding region runs from base 226 to 960 and encodes 244 amino acids. The transcript has 4 exons. NCBI's taxonomy places the organism in Eukaryota, Metazoa, Chordata, Lepidosauria, Squamata, Candoiidae. Gene Ontology annotation, cellular component: extracellular matrix. Gene Ontology annotation, molecular function: heparin binding; integrin binding. The record is from RefSeq and is a predicted model, not a curated record. Gene Ontology annotation, biological process: signal transduction; cell adhesion.